GGCGUACCAAAGUUGAACAUUUUAUGAGCACAUGAAUGUAGGGAAAAAGCAUAUUCCCUUUUUCUUCUCCUGCCUUUUCUCCUACCCCGCUGGGCUGCUCUGUAAUUUUCACGUUUUGUUUAUCAUCAUAGUAGCUGCCAUAAACACAAAAGAAGGAAGUUUAUUUCAGACAAACCUCCAUCCUCCAAGGACUGGACUAUCAGAGACCUCCAAAACCCUAAUCUUGAUUCUCCGUCUCUGCUUUCAACUACAUUUCGCUGAUCUAUCAAGUUCAACUUACUGAGCUCUGUUUUCUGCCUGCGCACUCGCGAGCACCUCUACGUGUAAAAAUGUCUUAUUCCAGUGGCUUCGCUGUGACGCGCAAUCACGGAGCAGACCGAUUCUACAACCCGCCGGCGGUGCGACGGCUGCGUCAGCAGACGGUGUUACAGCCGCAGCCGCAGCCGCGGCUUCAGGUGCAGAGGCAGCAGCAGAAUGGAGCGAAUGGGGAGACCGCAACUUCUGAGCCGGGGGACCGGACUGAAUCAGACGAUUCGAUCACAGCAUUCUCCAAACCGUCACCUGUCCGUUCGUCUUCUCCGGCGCCGCCGAAGAACAUCACCAACUUGGAUCGUUUGAUGGAAUCGGUUACUCCCUUCGUGCAAGCUCAGCAAGUAUCUGAGGCAAUGGUAAGAGGAAACAAAACUCUUGAAGCCCAGGCGAAUUCAUUCUUUUACCUUGAGGAUCUCUGGGAGUCUUUGAGAGAGUGGAGUGUGUAUGGAGUUGGCGUGCCCCUGUUGCUGAAUGAGAAGGACCGCAUUAUUCAGUAUUAUGUUCCAUUCUUGUCUGGCAUACAGCUGUACAUAGACCCAUUGAAGUCAUCGUCUCGGCCUAGGAUAUCUGGUGAAGAGAGUAAUGUUGAGUCACUAAAAAAAUCUAGUUAUGAUGAUGCAAAAUGGAACCAGCACAACCAAUUACAUGCAAAUUCCCAACAACUUAACAGGAUCUCAAAGAGAGACCUAUCUGUAACGAGCUUGAAUGCUGAUGAAUCUGAAAUUAGAAAACCUUCCGGAGUUCUCUUGUUUGAAUAUUUGGAGCAAGAACAGCCAUAUAAUCGCAGGCCAUUGACUGACAAGAUAAUGGACCUAGCAUCUCAAUAUCCAGAGUUGAAGAAGUGCAAGAGCUGUGAUUUGAUGCCCUCAAGUUGGAUAUCUGUUGCUUGGUACCCAAUAUAUAGAAUACCCAUAGGCCACACAUUGCGGGAUCUGGAUGCAUCUUUUUUAACAUUUCAUCCAUUAUCCACACAAUGCAGAGGUACCUCCCUCCUUAUCUCCUUCAUUGUGCCUUUGAACUUUUUUCCAAGGGUAUGUGUUGGUCAUGGAAAAAUGUUAGAGAAUAGUAAAAAAUGCUGAAGGAAAUAACAUUAUUCUGUUUGGCUUUCCCAACAGAAAUGCAGAAGGAAAAUGUCAUAGGAUUUAGAUUAUAUGCAUUUUUAUAUACGUUUACUAGUUUACUUAUUUAGAAUAUAUAUGUAUAUAUAUGUGUGUGUGUGUAUAUUUACUUAUUUAGAUUACUUAGUCUUUAUAUAAAAGAAGAACAUUUAUAAAAUGAGUUUGAAGAAAUCUAAAAAAUAAAUUUGUUGAUCUUGAACCUGUCUUUUCUAUAUUUACAAAUUUCCAGUCUAUUUUCUUUUUCUGUUAGUUUCCAAAGUUCCAAAAAGACCUUAAGUAGGUCUUUCUUUUUCUAAUCUUUCUGUCAUCCUAUUCAGGUACAGCCCAGCCACGCUUUCAUGGUGCAAAUGCUAAGAGUUUAAAUGGUAUGAUUCGCGCUAAGGCAAUGAUUUCAUUACCAGUCUUUGGCCUUGCUUCAUACAAACUGAAGGGCUCACUUGUGAGUCCAUGCGGGACCCAUGAAUCUGAACAAGAAAACUCUCUCUUGCUGGCUGCAGACAGUUGGCUUCGGGAUUUAAAGGUUUUUCUCCCCGAUCACCAUUUUUUUCUCUCUCAUCAUUCUCUAGGGAGAUGAAGUGGCAUGAAUGUUUGCCAACAAAUUUUGUUCCUUAUGGUUGAUGUUCAAGUGCCAAAAUAUGGGCUCUGUUUCCUGAUUCAGUUACCCCCCUCCCCCACAAAAAAAGAACUCAUUUCCAAAGAACUCCUUCCCAAUAACUUGGUCAAAAAGAAGAAAAAAACUCAUAAAGACUUCAGCUGGGUGGUUGAAACUUCAAAGCUUCACCUGCUUUAAACUUGCAGAGGUGGGCAAGUUCUAUGGGUGAGAGAGAGUUUCAUGUGUUCUUUUGGUUGUGUGAUCGUUCACUGCUGAGUUACAAAGGUAUAUAAGGUGUUAUCCUGUAUAAUCCACAUGAUCUCUGGACUAUGUUGUUGUAUUGUGUCACUGGAAGGCAGUGUCUGUACAUUGAUAGAAUUGCCAACUUGAGCACAGGAAGAAACAUGAUGAUCAUGAUGAUUUUUUUGAACAGUCUGUACUUGGUUUAGUGUGUUGUAAGAAGUCAUUUUGGCAAAAAAGAUGGUUAGCUGAAAGGAGUUUUUUCAUCUGUUAGAUACUUGGACAAUUAUACCUUUUUUGUAGCAUGAAAUGGCUAAGUUUUGUUGUAAUAAAAAAAAUAUGCCGAAAUUUGUUGGAACUCCGAAGGUAUGCUGAAAUUGUUAUUAGAGCAAUUUGAGGUAUCUCAAUGUUGUUGUAAUAAAAAAUUAUUUGCCUUUCUUUACUCCCCUUCCAAUAAUC
Cuscuta europaea is the source of this 2721-nucleotide messenger RNA. Lineage: Eukaryota; Viridiplantae; Streptophyta; Magnoliopsida; Solanales; Convolvulaceae. The record is from the annotation of a GenBank genome assembly.